This is a messenger RNA of Equus caballus (horse), 5458 nucleotides long. RefSeq names its product TNF receptor superfamily member 11a (gene TNFRSF11A). Gene Ontology annotation, cellular component: external side of plasma membrane. The record is from RefSeq and is a predicted model, not a curated record. Gene Ontology annotation, molecular function: cytokine binding; tumor necrosis factor receptor activity. Gene Ontology annotation, biological process: lymph node development; positive regulation of bone resorption; ossification. Lineage: Eukaryota; Metazoa; Chordata; Mammalia; Perissodactyla; Equidae.
GCCGCCAGGACCUCAGAGGCCGCAGAGCGCGGCCCCAGCCCGGCCCUCCGCGCCAUGGCCCCGCGCGCCCGGCGGCGCCGCCCGCUGCCCGCGCUGCUCGCGCUGUGCGCCCUGCUCGGCCCGCUGCAGGUGACUUUUCAGAUCACCCCUCCGUGUGGCAGUGAGAGGCACUAUGAGCAUUUUGGACGAUGCUGUAACAAAUGUGAACCAGGAAAAUACAUGUCUUCCAAAUGCACUACUACCUCCGAAAGUGUAUGUCUGCCCUGUGGCCCGGAUGAAUACUUGGACACCUGGAAUGAAGAAGAUAAAUGCUUGCUGCAUAAAGUUUGCGAUACAGGGAAGGCCCUGGUGGCCGUGGAGCCCGGCAACCGGACGGCCCCACGGCGCUGCGCCUGCACGGCCGGGUACCACUGGAGCGAGGAUUGCGACUGCUGCCGCCGCAACGCCGAGUGCGCGCCCGGCUUCGGCGCCCAGCCCCCGGCUCAACAAGGACACGGUGUGUCAGCCCUGCCUUCUAGGCUACUUCUCCGAUGCCUUCUCUUCCACAGAAAAGUGCAAACCCUGGACCAACUGUACCAUUCUUGGAAAGAUGGAAGCACAUCACGGGACUGAUAAAUCAGAUGUGGUUUGUAGUUCUUCUCUGCCAUCAAUGAAACCACCAAAUGAACCCCAGAUUUACUUGCCUAGUUUAAUUAUUCUGCUUCUCUUCAUAUCUGUGGCAUUAGUUGCUGCCGUCAUCUUUGGUGUUUACUACAGGAAAAAAGGGAAAGCACUAACAGCUAAUUUGUGGCACUGGGUCAAUGAGGCUUGCCGCCGCCUAAGUGGAAAUAAGCAGGAGUCCUCGGGCAGCAAUUUUAGCAGCACUCACAUGGAAGCCUCCAGCCAGCGUGAAAUUCGUGAAGGUGUCUUACUGCUGACUCUGGAAGAGAAGAUGUUUUCUGAAGACAUGUGCUGUCCAGACGAUGGUGGUGUCUGUGGGGGCGCGUGUGCAGACGGUAGUCCCCGUGCACGGGCAGAAGACGCCGGGAUGCUCACCUUGAUCAGCGAGAUUGAGGGGGACCCCUUCAGGCAGAUUCCUAUGGAAGACGAAUACGUGGACAGGCCCUCCCAGACCCCAGACUCUUUACUGUUCCUCACUCAGCCUGGAAGCAAAUCCACACCCCCUUUCACUGAGCCCCUGGAGGUGGGGGAGAAUGACAGUUUAAGCCAGUGCUUCACUGGGACAGAGAACAUGGUGGAUUCCGAAAGCUGCAACUUCGCCGAGCGCCUGUGCAGGACUGACUGGAUUCCCAUGUCCUCCGAAAAGUACUUGCAAAAAGUGGAGGGUGGCAAUUGCCCCCAUUGGGCAGCCAGCUCCAACUCUGCAGACGGCUGCACAGGCUGCGGGAACCCUCCUGGGGAGGACCGGGAACCCCUCAUGGGUUCCCCGAAAAGUGGACCCUUGCCCCAGUGUGCCUAUGGCAUGGGCCUUCCACCUGAAGGUGCCACUGACGGGGCAGAGGGAGCAGGCCAGCCCGUGGAUGGGGCUGAUGUAAGGCUUCCCAGCUCCACAAAGGGAGGCCCUGGGCCAGGAAGCCCCUCCAGUGACCAGCUACCUGCAUCUGGCAAUGUGACUGGAAACAGUAACUCCACGUUUAUUUCCAGCGGGCAGGUGAUGAAUUUCAAGGGCGACAUCAUCGUGGUCUACGUCAGUCAGAACUCCCAGGAGGGCCCGGCGGCGCCGGGCAGCGGCGCGGGGGAGCCGGUGGGCCGCCCGGUGCAGGAGGAGAGCCCGCCGCGCUGUGACUCGUUCGCGGGCCUCGGGCCGCGCUUCCCGGACACGUGUGCCGGCCUCGAGGCGCGCCCGGGCCCGGGGCUUCAGGAGCGCGGUGCCCCCGAGCCCGACAAGGCCUCGCGGCCGGUGCAGGAGCAGGGCGAGGCCGACGCCCGCGCGCCCGGGGCUUGGCGCUGAGCGGCCGGGGACCCGCCGCGGCCCACGGCGCCCCUCGGAUCCGCGAUGCCGCCGGAGUGCCGACCCCCCGGCCGUCCAGCCCGCCCUCUGCGCGGGCACGAACCGGACCGCAUCCUUACCCGGCGGCGCCGGCCGCUAGCACCUGCACCUGGGCGGGGCCGGGGAGCAGGGGGCGGGGCCCCGAUCUGCGCCUUUCCGCGCCUCCAUUCGGUACAUCUGCGUCAAAUUACCUGACGUUCUCUGCCCACCUGCUCUUCAUAGAAUCGGGGACUUUUUAAAAACGUGCAUUAGUUGUUACCAUUUGCUGAUGUCCAAAGUCACAUACCAACUAAUGACACAGGUACACGUUGCUCUCUUUGGUAGCUCCACUUUUUACCUCCUUUUAUGGAUUUUCUUUCUCCUUUCCCACCCUCCUUCCAUCAUUUCAUCAGUACUGGUCUCUAUGACAUCUCUUUUUAUGGCUAUCUGGCUCUAUUGGGGUUUGUAUUUUUCCCCCUAUAUUUGUAUGUCACUUUCAUAACUUUCCUAGCAUUGUUCUUGUUACUCCCCCCCCCCCCCCCCCCCCUUUGACUAUUUAAAGAUUUUCUUGAAAAUUCUCCUAAGGGUCCUGGUCUUUACAUAUUUUUCGCACCCCUUCUCACAAGUAGGUGCCUGUGUUUGGGCGAUGGCUUCUCGAGGGAGGGGUUGUCUGUACUAAGCACUUUGGGGAAAAAGCUGGAAAUGUGAAGCCUGGAGGGAGGCUCAGGGAACAAGUGGAAAGAUUCUUAGUUUUUGAAAAAUUUUCUGUUUCCGUUUUUCUGAAGGAAGGAGAAAGGGAAACCCCAUUUUCCCCCUUGAAUGUUUUUAGGUUUGUGUCAAUCCUUGGGCAGAACUAAGUGGCAGUUUUCGUCCUCGUCCCUUUCGCCAUCCCGAAAUAGUUCAUCCCCUGGGGUGAAUUUAUUUACCUGUUCCAGCAGAUGCAGUCAGGUACUUUGGCAACUAAAUCUCUCAAAAUCCAAGUUGCUGCAGCUUGGCAUUCUUAUUCUUGAUGUCUCUCUGGAAAAGAAGAGGAAAGUGAACAGGGCACGGGGAUAGCCUGCACGGAGUGAAAAAAGGUGCCAGGGAAGUUCCAGAAAGAAAGAAUAAAGUGGAAAUGUUAAUUUGCGUUUUCUCUUUCUGAAUAAGAAGGGCAUAAAUGUGUUUAGGCAAUAGGCCCUAUUUUCCUCCUAAAUAAUUGUAAUUUAGCCUUGUAGAAGUGGAAAACAUUCCUGCUAUUUUCUAAUGCAUUUAAAUUAAAAAUCAAAUCCUCAUAUUGUGAAUUGAAGAAAACUUACCCUGAAGAUGCUUUUCUCUUAGCAUCAGUCCUCUUGUGAAGAAGUAGAGCGUCUGAGUCAGACUGAAAGGAAUUACCCUGAGUUCUAUCUGUUGUGGCCAGUGAGCAUUUCUUCUCCUCAAAUACUGGAGAAAAAUUAAAAACCUAAGCAUAUUAAAAUUAACUUUGUGGACCUGGUAGGUUUUAAGAGUGCUGCUAGUUGUCACUGUCUAGACUUUAAUGGCCACAAUGCCCAGCUGAAAGGAAUGGCCGUUGGUCACUGGUUUCUCCCUACUUGUUGCAGAUCUCUUGGAAAUGCUAGAAGAGUAGUAGCAAAUUGUGAUUUUUAAUGAAGAAGCAAAGGGUGGCUCUGUAAUUUAUGGGACUCCUUAGCUGACAUAAAAAACUACAGGAAAUAACUGCAUUGCCAGAAUGAUCAGUGGUGGGAAUUUACUGUCCUGCCCUUUUAGUUAAUAUCCAUCCAAAGAGAAAUGUUAUAAAAAUGGAAGAAACCAUUAUACCUUUUGAUAUGGAGUAUCUUAGACAAAACAGAGUUCACAAAAUAGAAUGCUGAACUAGAGACCCAAGUUUCGACUGUGACUGUCAUCAUCUCACUGAUGUUACUUUACCUUCCUGUGCUUUCUUUUUUCUAUGAAAAGGCACUAAUGAUCAUAUUUGACACUUUCCCUACCCAGAGAUAACAAAAGGAUGCUACAGUGCCUGUUAAAGUAUCUUGAGCUCCUUAAAUAAAAGGUGCUAAAUAAAUACACAAGAAUCUACUUUCAGAAAAAGGUAGUAUUCUUUCCCACACUGAUCCUUACUAAUUCUAUAUUGAUCCAAAGACAAUGAAAUGAUAGGAAAUGUAUAGCAAAUAUAAAAAGGUCUGUGUCUAUAUUGUAGAGAUGUAUGUCACAAAUGUAAACAGAAUGAAAUGAAGACAAUAAUGAAAAAUUGGGGGAGAGGGGCAUGUGAUAAAGACUUUAUUAAACUUGUAUUUGACCAUAGAGAAUUUUUUUUUUCAUGGCUUGCUUAAACAGAGUUCUUUGUGAAAUAAUGGUCUGACUUGUUCCUGAUCUCUGUGGUGUGCCAUGAGGUCAAAUGUUAGUUAUGUUGUGUCUUGUUGGUGGAAACCUCAGCAACAGAGUUGGGACAGAAAAUGCCUUGCUAUGAUGAUAUAGCGUAUUAUGAUAGAUAUAUCAUAUAUGCUAUUUAUCUCAUAAGAAAAUUCUUUAAAAUACAGGUUGGCUAUGCAAAGAGUUGAAAGGGAUGUGGAAUUUAGGGUUUCCUACUCACAUUUAACUCUACUACCAAAAGAAGGAAGAAUUAAUUUCUCUUUCUACCUUAAGCACAAAGGGCAGUUUGAUGUCUUGAAAGCUUCAUGUGAGGAAGGGGGUGCUGUGUCACAAACCACCACCCCAAGACUUAGUGGCUUGAAACAGUCACCAUUUAUUGAGCUCACAGUUCUGUGGGUUGGUUCAAGUUGGUUGGCUCUUCAGGCCUGGGUGAGCUCAGCUGGGUUUGCUCCACCCAUGUGCAAUCUGCAGGCUGGCCGGCUGGGGGUUGGCUGGGCUAGACUGAGCCCUCUUCACACAGGCCCUCACACUCCCAGAAAGCUAGCCUAGCCAUGUUCUCAUGGCGGUGGUAGUGUUCCCAGAGACAAGCAAAAAUGAGCCACGCUUUUCGAGACUAGGCUUGAACUGGCACACUGGCACUUCUGCUACAUUCUGUUGGCCAAAGCAAGACACAAGGGCCCACCAGAUUCAAGAGGUGGGGAAAUAGACCCCCACCUCUUGAUAAGAAGAGUUGCAGGGUGACAUUGGGAGAAGGGUGGAUACAAGGGAAGAAUGGGGCUCCUUUUGCCGUCUAUCUACCACAGUGACAUUGUUUGAAUAAAAUGGCACAGGGAAGAGUGCAUCUGGAGCAGGAGUGGAGCAGUUCCCAGCCUCUAAUAAGUGGUUCCUUCUCUGGUGGUCGAAUUCCUUUGAUGCACAGUACAGUGGAUUCCUACAACUGGAAGGACACCAACAUUCACAUUUAAGUAUUGAAACUUCUUCCAAAGCCAAAUAUGCAUGAUUGGAGAACUGGAUCUACUUUUCUACUGCAUUCCAUCGGCACAGAGCACUGAUAAGUGACUAUUUGUAAAGUCAAGAAAAAUGGUGAGAUCGUUUGGGUAGAGGAACCUGUUACAUAAAUGGAUGUUGUUGGUGUUCACUCUU